UGGCAUCUAUAUUCUAAGAGCACGUACGCACCCGACUGAGCUUGACCAGGGAGGAAGCGGAGUAGGUGCCACGAGCUAUAUAAGGGGUUUGAGGAUCCCCCAAAUCAUCACACUCAGCUUGUGCGCCUCGUCAUCUCACCUGCACCUCUGUAACCAUGCUUCGUCUUGUGGUAUUGGCUAUGGUAGUGGUGGUUGUGGUUGGCUUGAGUCCUCCCUUCAGGCCUAAACCUGCUCCAGGAUGCAGCUACUACUGUAUUAAACCAGAAGGGCCCAACAAGGGCGCCAGCUACUGCUGUAGUCCACCUCACGUUCCACUGCUUCCAGAACAGAAACACCCUGGUAGGUGCCCACCUCCGCUCAAGGAAUGCACCAGAGGAUUUAUACCAAAGAUUUGUCCACAUGAUGGACACUGUCCCUAUGGCCAGAAGUGUUGCUUCGACACCUGUCUUGACCUACAUACCUGCAAGCCUGCAUACUGAAUACAAAAACAUCUGUGACUCAUCUCCAGAUGGACUGUACCAAUGGUUGCUGGCCUAACCUGACUGCGACCAUCAUAGACCUAUCGCUUGUAAUGACCCUUGUUGUGUAUUAUCUCUUGUUUUCUUAAUGUUUAUUAAUAAUGAACAUCUGUUUCGUGUGUAAAGGAGAGGAUAUUUCUAUGUUCAAUAAAACUGUUUUCUCAA
Messenger RNA from Cherax quadricarinatus, 683 nucleotides. RefSeq lists its product as uncharacterized. Gene Ontology annotation, cellular component: extracellular region. Gene Ontology annotation, molecular function: peptidase inhibitor activity. NCBI's taxonomy places the organism in Eukaryota, Metazoa, Arthropoda, Malacostraca, Decapoda, Parastacidae. The record is from RefSeq and is a predicted model, not a curated record.